GCUGAAGUAAUGAUUUAUUUCUUAAGUCAUUUUAUAACUUAUUUUUUAUAGAGAUUUCAUUGUACAAAAUAAUGCUCUUGUCCUACAUAAACCCAGCAUCAUGUAGAAUAGUAUACAUGCCUUCAAGCAAGAGGCCAAUCAAAUAGUCUUUGUUGAGGCCCAUCAAUAGCGAUAAGUGGCUGGGCCAAUUACUUUGUCGUCAUAACGUCCACUUUGUCUCGAAAGAGUGCAGAUGGCAUGGCUUUCUUGCAUGAGUUAUUCUGUUCUGCAAGACUAACCAUUUAUUACAUUAAUUGCAUAAAUCGAAUACAAUUCCUUCAGUUCCCUUGGAAGAAAGUGUUUUCAAUGCAAUAUUGUCAAAAGCACAAACUGAUAUCAAUCACAUUCAAAUGCUUACACACGAGACCCAUAGAGAGGUCAUGAAUUGGACUUAUAGAUAUCUGUAUACAGAACACAGAUGGACACUGACAUACAGUAUGCCUUUUGUAAACACCAGCUGGGCGUACUGAAAAGAUGUCUGAAUAAUCAGUGUGUCAUCCCCGGUGACUGGUAGUUCCCUAUCCAACUUUAGGCAGGCAACACCAAUACACAAACCAUUGCCAUUUCUAAAAAGAUUGUAGGUAUAUAAGGAUGUUGCUGAUCAUAUGAAACACUCCAUAUUCCAGCAAAUGUAUAUGAAAUGUUGACAGUCACUUGUAGGCUACCUUCCAGACCAGUUACAUAAUAGUGCAGGGUACUCUGUUGCCCUAGACUUUGCUACAUUGCUGUUGGAGGGAUAAUGUUCAUAGGGAGCAACACACAUUUGUAAUAACACAAGGUACUUGAACUAAUGGAGUACAUUUUUUAAAUUUUGACAGAUCGGUUUGUUUUCCAGCUGAGGUACAGCACAGUGACAUAGGGUACCCUUUCAUUGGUUGGCCUGAAAACUAGAGUAAGGAAAGUAAAAUACAUCUUAAUAUGACAUUUAAUAAAAUGCACAUACAAUUAUAUUUGUAUUCUGGGUGCACGUUUUGUUGAAAUGUUAUCCAUAGAAAGAAUGCCAAAACCAGUAAGACACAAUUGAACAGUUCCUCUGGGGACUGGGGAGGAGCUGUGUUUGACAGAGAGCCUUUGUACUGGACAAAGAAGUCUUCAUAUUAGAUAGAUCAGCCUGACUGCUGCCGGUCAUUUCAUGCUGAACUUGGAGGAGGCAUAACGCUAAUCAAUAGAGGGGCAUUACAAGGCAGCAAAAAUGAAGCGCUCCCUUGGACUUUGCUUGGUGGUCUGUUUUGGGAUACUCGAUUUGGGCUGUGCACUUCGUUGCUUCAAGUGCUCCGAUUACACAGGGCGCUGCGAAAAUGUUCAAGACUGCACUUAUGAAGAUUCCUGUUUAUCUCUGAGUGAAAGAGGUGGGAAGACAAUUCGACAGUGUAUCAGAUACACAGACUGUGACAAUUCUCGACUUUCCCAGAUGUUCCCUGCCGUCUCCGGGUUCACGUACCGGUGUUGCAGCAGCAACCUGUGUAAUAGUAGUACCACUAUUGCCACGAGAGGGUCAGUUUUCGCUUUGAUGGGGUCACUAUUGGUCUUCUGGUGGUCCUCACUGUGAGCUCCAACUGCCAUGCACAGCUGACGCAGAGCCCUCAAUGGAGCUGGAGAUUGCAGUCAGUAAUAUGAUUUUAUGUUGUUGUUGAUAGUUAAAUGUGUUGUUUAAAUUGUGGAUGAACAAUGUCCGACUUAGCUGCAGUCUUUCCUGUUUUCCUACUCACCUACUCACCCAAGUCAAGAUGGGAAAAAAUGUAAGCUGAAAAUAUAUUUCCCGUGUUUUAAGUUGUGAUAAGAAAUAUGUUUCAAUAACAUUUAAAACCAUGUUAAAGGUUGUGAAAAUUGUCAAUCAGUUUUAUUCUCACUUGUAGAAGACUCACCCAAACCAAUAAAAUGACCUACCGGUA
Messenger RNA from Oncorhynchus nerka (sockeye salmon), 1931 nucleotides. RefSeq names its product CD59 molecule (CD59 blood group) b (gene cd59b). NCBI's taxonomy places the organism in Eukaryota, Metazoa, Chordata, Actinopteri, Salmoniformes, Salmonidae. The transcript is spliced from 4 exons. The record is from RefSeq and is a predicted model, not a curated record. The coding region runs from base 1232 to 1588 and encodes 118 amino acids.